AAAGUGGGAUCCUCUCCUUAGUUCGCUGCUGCUCAUUGCAGCUGAUCACUGGUCUUCUUCCCACCCCUAAAACCCAAAGCCCUCCUCUCUUUUUCACACACUUCACACACUGAAAAUGCGGAAGUUCACCAUUCCGCUCUCGCCAUUGCACCUGCGCAAACUGCUCCUCCUCCGCUGCUUCUCCGCCUCCCCCGAUUCCCUCACCCACCACCCCCUCCCCGCCCCUCGAUGUCCACCGCCGUCCCCGCCACUUCACCGUCCACAAUUUCUCUCUUCCAACGCCUUCUCCGCCGGCCGACGCCAGUGGUUGUCCAUCAGAAAUUUCUCCUCACAAACAGACGACCCACCCGCAGCAGCAAAUCCUCUCAAACAAAACCCUGAAAAUCCCGGAGACCAUGAAGAUUCAGUCGUUAAAUUGUUUUCCGACGAGCUCCAGAAAAAUCCAGAUGCAGAACCCCUACCUCUUCAAAAAAGACUCGAUCUUUCAUUCUCCCACGUGCAGAUUAGCCCCGCGGUGCUCCUCUCCACACUCAACAUGUCCCCUGAUGCAGGCCGUAUGGCGCUAGAUUUCCUCAAAUGGGCCAAAUCUAGACCAGGGUUUGAACCAACCGAUGAGGUUUACUCCUAUUUUGUUGAUUAUUUUGGAAGGAGGAAGGAUUUCAAAGCUACACACGAAGUUCUCGUGGAUGGCCUUGGAGUCGCUGGGGUUAAGAGUUUUGAAUCCCUCGUGGAUCGAAUGGUUCGUGCCGGUAGGCCAUCGCAAACCGUUGCAUUGUUUGAGAGGAUGGAGAAAGAUUAUGGAUUUGCGAGGAAUAUGGAUUCUUUGAAGCAGAUUGUUUCAGGUCUCUGCCACCAUGGCUUCGCUAGUUAUGCUGAAAAAAUGGUUAAGGGUUUGGCAAAUGAGUUCUUUCCAGAUGAGUUUAUAUGUGAUGCAUUGAUCGAUGGUUGGUGUGUGGAUGGGAAGUUGGAUGAAGCCAAGAGAUUGGUUGGUGAAAUGCAGAGGGGAGGCUAUGCGAUAAGUACGUAUGCAUACAACUCGAUUUUAGACUGUGUUUGCACGCUUUGUAGGAAGAAGGAUCCUUUUAGGCUUGAUGUUGAAUCAAGAAAUGUGUUGGUUGAGAUGGAGAGGAACGGUGUUCCUUGCGAUGUGGAGACAUUUAAUGUGCUUAUUACUAAUUAUUGCAAGAUUAGGAAGACCUCGGUUGCAUUAGGACUGUUCCAUAAUAUGGGGCGGUCGAGUUGUUACCCUGAUGAGACUACAUUUCUUGUGUUGAUCAAGAGUUUGUAUCAGGCUGCGCGGGUUGGUGAAGGGGAUGAGAUGAUUGAUAGGAUGAAGUCUGCGGGGUAUGGGGAGGUUCUGGAUACCAAGGCUUAUUAUGAGUUCUUGAAGAUUUUGUGUGGGAUUGAGAGGAUUGAUCAUGCCAUGAAUGUUUUUGCAAUGAUGAAGGAGGAUGGAUGCAAGCCGGGUAUCAAGACUUAUGACUUGUUGAUGGGGAAGUUGUGUGCUCAUGGGCGUCUGGAUAAAGCUAAUGCGCUCUAUAAGGAGGCGGAGAGCAGUGGACUGGCUGUGGAGCCGAAGCCGUACAAGGUUGAUCCUAGAUUUGUGAAGAAGAAGGAUACUGCGGUGAAGAAGGAGAAGAAGAGGGAGACACUUCCUGAGAAGAUGGCAAGGAAGAGGAGACGGCUUAAACAGAUUAGGUUGAGUUUUGUGAAGAAGCCAAAAAAGAUGAGGCGCCGUUCUUAUUAAGCUCCUACGGCCUUUUCUUUGUACCACCAUCAGAAUGUUGAACUCUCACAUGCGGUAAUAGUUGUCUGCUGAGAUUUCAGGCGAUAACUUCCAUUUGGAUGCUAUUCGAGCUUUUUGCCCGUCCGUUCAACUGCAUUUUCGUUAGAAAAGUAGCCGAUGCUGCCCACCGGACUUGUUUCAAGAACCCUAUAUCAAGGAUUAUUUCCCAUGUUGCAAAAAUAAAAAAGGUUGUUGGAUCAUUCCGAUAUAGUUGCUACUUUGCCGCAGUUAUCAACUUAGAUUUCCAGUUAUGUUUUUGGUUUUCUUUAUUGAAUCGUAUGUUGCUAUACCAUCGUUAACUUGCUUCA
Molecule: messenger RNA, 2094 nt
Organism: Salvia miltiorrhiza (redroot sage)
Lineage: Eukaryota; Viridiplantae; Streptophyta; Magnoliopsida; Lamiales; Lamiaceae
Product: pentatricopeptide repeat-containing protein PNM1, mitochondrial
Exons: 2
Coding region: 116-1747 (543 amino acids)
Molecular function (GO): protein binding
Source: RefSeq, a predicted model, not a curated record